Messenger RNA from Ixodes scapularis (black-legged tick), 519 nucleotides. RefSeq lists its product as uncharacterized. NCBI's taxonomy places the organism in Eukaryota, Metazoa, Arthropoda, Arachnida, Ixodida, Ixodidae. The annotation marks the transcript as partial. The record is from RefSeq and is a predicted model, not a curated record. The transcript has a single exon.
UCACCUCCCCGCGUAGUAUACCGAUGUAUAAAAAAUUUGAGAGACACCCUCGUACAUUCGCGCACAACGCGCGCCCAGUCUUCGGGGUGCAGCCCAUGUGGGAAACCUAAGUGCAACGUGUGCCCCCACAUGGUGACGACUGAUACUGCCAGGAGUACGAAAUCCAACUUUAGCAUGAAAAUUCACGGAGAUCUCCGGUGCUGCAGUCCAUAUGUCGUCUACCUUCUCGACUGUCAGGUGUGUAAGAUGCAGUACGUAGGACAAACCAUGAGAGCAUUGAAUGAAAGGUUUAAUAAUCACAGAUCCCACUCCACCAAAGUGCCCAGCCUUCCACUUUCCAAACAUCUAACACAACCAAACCACUCAUUCGAUAAACUUUCUGUAACGUUGCUUCAAUCUGCCUUUAAAUCAAAUCUAGAACGCGAACUGAAAGAAGUCCACCUGAUCUAUAAGUUUGAUGCUGUAAAAUAUGGAAUUAAAGAAAGUCCUGGGACACCCACUUGUGUUCAGCUGUUGUGA